Brassica oleracea var. oleracea is the source of this 2991-nucleotide messenger RNA. RefSeq names its product RNA polymerase II degradation factor 1-like. The transcript is spliced from 10 exons. Gene Ontology annotation, molecular function: protein binding. The record is from RefSeq and is a predicted model, not a curated record. NCBI's taxonomy places the organism in Eukaryota, Viridiplantae, Streptophyta, Magnoliopsida, Brassicales, Brassicaceae. Bases 201 to 2741 code for a protein of 846 amino acids.
GAGAAACAAAAGAGGAAAAAGAAAAAGAAAUUAAAACGACGGUGAAAAAUCUGGAGAGGGUUUUCUUAUAUAUAAUCCCCCCUUCGCCUUCCUUGUUCGUAUUCUCGCGACUGACAAAAGACACAGAGCGUCGUUAUAUACUUUCAAUCCAGAUCCGAUUGUGAGAGAGAGAGAGAGAGAGGCAGGUCACGGCGGAUAAGAUGAGCAGCAGCAGCAGCAUCAAGGUCGUUGUCGGCGGCGGCGGAGGGAGAAAGGGCAAUAAUGGAAUGAACGAUAUUCCGUCAGGGUCUAGGAAAAUAGUACAGAGCUUGAAGGAAGUCGUCAACUCUCCCGAGGCUGAGAUCUACGCUAUGCUCAAAGAAUGCAAUAUGGAUCCUAACGAAGCCGUUCAUCGCCUCCUCUCUCAAGAUCCUUUUCACGAGGUGAAGAGCAAAAAAGAGAAGAAGAAAGAGACAAGGGAUAUACCGGAUUCCCGGCCGCGUGGUGCUAAUAACAGAUACAACAGCGGUGGCAGAGGUGGUUCUGAUCGCUAUGCUGGACGAAGUGCAUCUACCCAUCUCAGCUCCGCUGAUUCUGGAAACUUCCAGGGGAAAUCUACAAACAAGAAAGAAAGUGGAACUCAGGGUUACACUAGUUCUUGGUCUUCUGCCUCUGGAGUGCCAAACCACCAGCUGACACCACUCAGUGAUUCUGUUGUAACGGAAAAUAAAUUGCCAUCUGCUACCGGCGAUGGAAUAUCACCAUCACAGCCUGCUUCUGGACAUCAAACUGCAUGGUUUGGGGCUCCAGGCCAGAUGUCUAUGGCUGACAUUGUGAAGAUGGGUAGACCACAGAACAAGACAACAAACUCAAAACAGAAUUUCAAUAUGCGUUCUGAGAUUAAUCACGAGCAUGAAACUAAUGCAAACCACCAGGUCCCUGUUAAAGAAGAGUGGCCAUCGAUUCAGAAGCCACUAGCUCCUGGUAAAACUGUAUCAGUAGCACCAGCAGAGUCAGAGGUAUGCGACGGUCAAGCUGAUUUCCAAUCCGCUAGAGUAGAUCAGCAUCUGAGCGACCGGUUAGAAAACAUACAUUUAGCAGAAAGUGGCCCUUCUGAGAAUCUUGGAGUCGAUCAACUGCAACCUAACUCGGUUCCUGUUAAAAAUGUCCAAGAAGAUGACUCUGGAGUUUCGUCUGAAUUUAACGAGAAUCAGUACGCAUAUCAGGCGCAGAGCCAUCCUGUAGAGCACCACAAAGAUGAAGAUGAGGUUUCAUCUGGUUCGGAUGACCUUCAACAACUAACAGUAGAUAGUCAUGAUCAAGCAGCCUCGCAUGAAGAGGAUAGACGUGCUGUCGUUAUUCCUAAUCAUUUGCUUAUCCAUACAGAAGAAUGCUCACAAUUAAGUUUUGGAAGUUUUGGAGCUUUUGGAUCAAAGUCUGUGAGCAACAACGCAGAAGAGACUCCUGAUGUAGCUCAACAAAUUGAACAUUCAGAUGCAAGAAACACUGAGUUCUAUGGAGAUGAACAUCUUGAAAGCACGGUCAAUGGAAAUAUGGGCCACGCAGCUGCUGCUGGAAGUUAUGAUGAUUCUUUAGAAUCUAGGCAAGAGAACCCCGAGACUGUCCAGGAGCAUCAGUAUACAUAUGCUCAGUCACAGACACAUGCACAGAAUCAGACGCAGAACCCCGAGACUGUUCAGGAGCACCAGUACGCAUUUGCUCAGUCUGAGCCAGGGUACUCUAAGCAGCAGCAGCAGCAGCUGAAUACUGCGUAUGAUGCGUCACAGACACAUGCACAGAAUCUUGCUUCGUUAUCGAAUGUGAUGGGGUAUGCACACUCAGUUCCCAACAGUUUAUUGGGGCAAACUGCACAAAAUGCGAGGGAGCUUGAUUUCCAGUAUUCCCCUUUUGCACAGUCUAUGCAGUCAAGAAACAACAACAAUGCUUCAUCACUUGGUGGCCAAAGCAUUUCCAUGCCUGAGGCGCUACGAGGCAGUGGAGUUCCAGCAACACAGCCAACGCAGCAAAACUUACCAGGUGCUAAUAUCGCAACUGGACCAGCUCUUCCUCAACAACAGCUUCCAAUGCAUCCUUACUCUCAACCCACAAUGCCGCUAGCGCACUUUGCAAACAUGAUCAGUUACCCUAUGAUGCCUCAGAACUAUCCAUACAUGCCAUCCGCUUUCCAGCAAGCGUUUGCUAGUAACAGCUCAUACCACCAGCAACAACUAGCUGCGUUGCUUCCUCAGUACAAAGCCAAUCUCUCUCCCAGUAAUUUGCCUCAGUCUGGAACAGCUCCUGCUUCCGCUUACGGAUUUGGAAACUCCACCAGCGUUGGAUCCGCUGGAAACUUCCCUCUUAACCAACAGUCUGCUCCUACUGGUUAUGAAGAUGUUUUGAGUUCUCAGUACAAAGAGAACAGUCAUCUGUUGGCACUCCAGCAGCAGCAACAACAGCAGCAGCAGCAGAAUGAUAAUUCGGCGAUGUGGCAUCACGGCCAUGGUUCUCGAACCAUGUCAGGUGUUCCGGCUAACGCGUACUACAACCUCCAACAACAGCAGCAGCUACAACAAGCUCAGCAAGCAGCAGGAGGGUAUCGCCAAGCUCAGCAACAACAGCAGUAUGGGUCUCAUGGCUACCCUAAUUUCUAUCAGUCCCAAACAGAAAUGUCGCACGAGCGCCAGCAGCAAAACCCUAGAGACGGUGCAGGAGCUCAGCCCUCGAACCAAACCCAGCAGCAGCUGUGGCAAAACUCUUACUAAAAUAAAAGAAAGUUGAGUGAUUUUCUUUAGCUCCUUUCUGUCUGUUAUAGAGAGGGUUUGUGUGGCGAGGCUGAAGAGGAAAUGGAUAUGUUCUGAAUGUAUUUACUAUAAUCAUCUCAUCCUUUUUGUCUCCUUUGUAACUUAGCAAAACUUCCCUUUAACCGGUCUCGUCGUCUUUUCAUGUCCUCGGUGUUUAAACGUUUUGUUAAAGAUCUUCUAGCUUUGGGCUUAACAACACCUUUGAUAUUCA